UCUGCUGCAAAAGAGCAAGAUUUAUUGCCAAGCACAUGGUGGAUGGGGCAGCGGGAGAGCUGAGGAGCGGACAGAUGGGAAUAGAAGGCCGUCCUUGACCUAGAAACCAGGGGGCCCCUCUCUGCUCAGGCUGCUGUAGUUGGGGAGCAGGGGUGGCAGAGGGGCAGGACUUACUUUAGUGAUCCUCUUGGGCAGGAGACCCCAACUUUGUUUUUCUUUUGAAUUAAGAACAAGGGUACCGAAGCCCUUUGAGAAAAAGAGAUUUGUCAUCCCCCAAAGAUGAAAUUCUGCCAUUAGCCCACCCUCAAAGAAGUUAUUAGAAAACGUGUUUCUGUGUCUUCAGGUGAUGAGGCGGUCCCCGGACUUGCCAAGUUUUCACCUGAUUGAUUCAGUGUAAUGCACAAUCCAUAGUAAAGGCUGACUGACACAUGAGGCAUUAGAUCGGAGCAAAAAUCAAUCACUUCCUACCUUCAGGGAGAUUGCAUUCUAUGGGGGUAAUCAAUAUGUACACAGAGAAAACAGAUGCAAGAUCCUUUGAGGGGAGGAGAGAAUAACUGAGGCAGAAUCCAGGAAAGAUUUGCAGAGAUCCGACGGUCCCUGAGCUGAGUUAUGAAGGAAGCUGGGAAUUCUAGGGGCUAGUGCUGGGGUGGGGGAAGGGCAUUCCAGGCAUGGGAAUAAUCUCUGCAAGGAAAGGAGUCUAGAGACACCCCAUUGAGUGUGGAGAGCAGCACGUUAACCAGCUUGGAUGAAAUAUUGAGUGCAUUAGGUCAGGAACAUGAAAUCUCUCAGAAGGUCAUGUGGGGUCAGAUUACUAAGGGCUUUAAAGGCCAGACUGAGGACUUUCCAUAUUAUCUCAGAGGAUAAAGUAGAUUUUUCUUUGCUUCUCAGAAGUGAUGGAAGAGAUAGCAAGAGAGGAGCCAGGGAACCGCUAAAUAUUCUGAGCUGUUUGGAGGCUCCUUUGGAAAGGAGACAAAUAAGGCAAGGAGAUUGAUUAGGAGACUCGUGCAAUAGCCCAGGCCAGAGCCUGAACUAAGGGAGUGAUGAUGUGAGUGCAGAAAAGGGGAAGGAACCUAGAGUUCUUCUAAAGGAAAAUCAACAAGGUUUGGUAACUCUUGGGGAUAAGGGAGAAGGCAGAUUCAAGGAUGAUUCCAAGAUGACAAAUGUGAGUGACCAAAAUGGAAGUGGAGGUCUCCACAGGGUAAUUUGGCCAGGUGCAGGGAGAAGCCAUAAAGAACUGUUUGGGAGAGAACACAGUUCCUUGAGGACAGGGAUCGCUUCAUUUCUGCCUUUGUUUCCCCUGUAGUAUCUGGAACACAGUAGGUACUUAAUCAGUGCUUGGCUAUCAUUCAAGACCCUCAUUCAUGGUUCUAAUCUGAUAGAAAGUCUCUGCAGUCUCAUCCCUGUGCUUUCUAUAGGGUGGAGAAUCCCACAAACAUAAGAAAGUGGGGGGUAAGGGAGGUUCGGGAAGAGUUCAGCGUCUUAUCUUUCUCUGUAACAAAACAGGCAAGCGAGGUGCAGACGGGCGUCUCACCAGUGCCCAGACUGCCUUGAUGCUGCAAGAAGAGACCAUCCGGCAGGCGGAGAGGGAGCAUCAGGAGCGCUCCGAGCAGCUGUCCAUGUUGGAACACAACAUCCACAUGAGCCAGGAAGAGAAAAGAAGCUUGCAGGACAAGCUCAGCAGACUGAAGGCCAAGGAAGCCAGGCUGGACUCGGAAAAGUGGAAACUCAAGGAAGCCUUGGAGGCCUCUGAGUGUCGAGCCAUCAAGCUGGAGCUGAGCCAGCAGGCCACCCAAGAGCAUCUUCAGCGGGCGCAGAGGAGUCUGAGCAGCCGGGAGGUCGAGGUCCAGGCCUACCGUGAGCAGGUGCAGGGGCUCGGGGCCCAGCUGGAGGAGAGCACGGCCAGACUGGCCUCCCGGCAGCAGGAGCUCGAGCAUCUGAGCCACGAGCUGGCCAGGACCGAGGAGGCAGAGAGCCACCUCAAGGAGCGUGUGCGGAGCCUUACCCAGGCCCUGGCCGAUGCCACCAGCAGUUCCUGCGGCCUCCAGGAGGACGUGGCCCAUCUCCGCAAGGCUCUGGCAGCUGCCGAACACGACCGGCGGCUACUGCAGGAACAUCUGGACUCUGCCCGCCAAGCCCUGGGCGACAGCAAGAGACACAGCCACAGCCUGGCAGAAAGGGGCAAGCGCCUGGAGAGCCAACUGGCCCAGUUGGAGACGAGGAGCCGGGACCUGGAAGGGCAGCUGGAGCAUCUGCAGAAGAUCGUGCACAGACAGCGACAAAGCAAGGAAGAGGCCUUAGCCUCGGCCCAGAAGUUCCAGAGGGAGAAUCACGCCCUGCAGGAGAAAAUUUCCACCCUGCAGAGAGCUUUGAGCCGCCUGGAGAGAGAGCACAAGGAGAUGGAGCGGUCGGCCGUCCAGCUGGAGAAGGACAACAGCGCUCUAAAGAGAACACUCUGUAGGGUAUCGAGGAAAGCAGAGGCUGGAAGGCGCCUGUAAGGCAAGAUCUAGGUUGGAACCCACACAAGGUCCCCGGCCAGGCUGCCAAGGAGCAGAGGAUGGAGCCGCGGCAGUGUGGCCGUCCAGUGGCCGUCCAGUGCUCGUGGAGCUCCACCAACUAUUAUCUCACGGGACUGAAGUUUACAGCCUCCUCACAAGGGAGGCUUUAAAAUGAGGAAACUGAGGCUCACAGACCUGGGACCAGAACGCAGAUUUUCUGCUCUUGAUUCGUCCUUUCUCUUUAGAGAACAAAAAUCAGACCUGUGUGGUCAUAGUUGUUAGAGAAAGAGCACUGGGCUUAAAGUCAUUGACCCGAGUUUCAAUUCUGCCUGUUCCCUCCAGCCACGUGCCCUGUCCAAGUCAUUUCACCUCCGUUUCCCCGGUUGUCGAAUGGAGAUAAUAACUGUAGCACCUACCUCGCAGGGUUGUUGUGAGGCUCGUGUGAGAUAACGACUGUCAAAUGUGCUAUAAAUUCUAAGUUUGCGAUUCGGCCUUCCUUGAA
This is a messenger RNA of Antechinus flavipes (yellow-footed antechinus), 2997 nucleotides long. Its product is annotated as rootletin-like. The transcript is spliced from 4 exons. Bases 1551 to 2495 code for a protein of 314 amino acids. The record is from RefSeq and is a predicted model, not a curated record. NCBI's taxonomy places the organism in Eukaryota, Metazoa, Chordata, Mammalia, Dasyuromorphia, Dasyuridae.